This is a messenger RNA of Nerophis ophidion (straightnose pipefish), 10814 nucleotides long. It is a transcript of the gene myo15b, whose product is annotated as myosin XVB. Bases 1138 to 10425 code for a protein of 3095 amino acids. Gene Ontology annotation, molecular function: cytoskeletal motor activity; ATP binding; protein binding. The transcript is spliced from 66 exons. Gene Ontology annotation, cellular component: cytoskeleton; myosin complex. The record is from RefSeq and is a predicted model, not a curated record. Lineage: Eukaryota; Metazoa; Chordata; Actinopteri; Syngnathiformes; Syngnathidae.
ACCACUGACAUAGGGUACACGUGCAAUGCCCAUUUUGGCUCCAACUGUUGCACAAGGGUAAAGUAGAAUGAAAACUUAUUAUAUAACACAACACUCUUGGUGAGUGGUCAUUUUGAGAAAAAGGAUAUGAGCACACAGACAUCAAAGAUAUGGGCUAGGCGUUUGGAAAAAAACGUAUUAUAACUUGAGUCCAUUCAUGAUUUUCUGGUCUUGCCAUGAGUGUGGUCUCCCAAAUAUGUUUUGAUAUUUGAGCUCUUGUCAACAUUACAUUGCAAUUAAAAACUUGCUUUGUCUAGGUGUAGAUUGAUGUUUGUCUUGUACAAUUGAGGUAAAGAGAGAAUCAGGUGUAUCAUUUAAACAGUUUAGCAGUUGUACAAUUUAUAAUAGUUCACUCAUUUUGUUCCAUUUAAAAUUCCAGUUAUUGAAAUGAAAGGUUGGUCGUAAGUUGAGCUACACGACUCUCUGGGGAGGUAUAAUGUGGUAGGGUUUCAUUUAUCUCUUGAAAAACUUUCGUAAGUCAAACUCCAAAUGAAUUAGUGAAAGGUUGUCAACCCCUAAGGCCCCCAGUGAUGAAAUCUACCUCUACAGCCACCACUUAGUCCAUUGUUCAUCUUUGCAAGCAGAACUUCUCCCAUUUCCUACAAUGCAUUCACCAACUGACCAUAUGAAAGCAGUAGAACUGUAAGGACCUGCCAGAAAGUGCUGAAUUAUUCAAAAAGUUUGUGCUUUUUUGUGUGUCUUCUAGCAGUCGGGAGUAUAUGUGCACACUUCUUAUUGGAAUAAUACUUUUGCUUCAUCCAAGACAAGACAAACCAGAAAAACCUGACACCAGAUAUGUAUGGUUUCACCCAGGAACCCUGGUAAGCUAUAUUACACUGAAACAAGUUUUUACUCUGAGGAAGAAAGGCUCUACAGCUUUAGACUGGUCUCAAGAAUGGAUUUUUAUUGCUAUCUGAUAAAACGUUCACAAGUUUUCAGCUAAAAUGUCAAAUUAACUGCCUCACCAUUAUCUUUAAGAUGCUGUAAUGCCUUCAAACCAAGAACUUGGUUGUCUAUUGAUGCUUGUCAACAUUUCAUCAAACCUGUCAAGCUUAUUGUUCAUAUAUUCUGCAGCUAUAUAACUGAUCAUUUAUAGCUAUGCCACGGGAAAAGCCCCAAGUUCUGAAAAAUAGGAAGCAGAAAGAGGCCAGAAAAGAAAAUGAACAAAGUGAUAUGAGGCACAGUGAUUCCAAAGCAUCCCGGCCUGGAUUUAUGGAGCACCAUUGGAAAUUGAACAGCAAAAAAAAUACAAAUGGAACCAAGUUAGGGGGAAACAGUCCUGAUGGAGCACAAAAAACUAUCAAAAAACAAGCUCUCUCCAAGAUCAAAAUGAAGAACAAAUACAAAGACACACUAAGCGAGUAUUCGGAGAGUGACCUUAUAAACUCAGAAGCGGCAACACCGGUGGAAAAUGAUGAGAAUGUGAAGGAGGAAGAAGACGAUAGGGAGGAGCUCAUUAAGAGUGACAACAGUGAGAGAGAACUUACUGGAAACUCAGUUGUCCAAAGAGACGUUGAGCUGACAACAGAGGAAGAAUCAAUAACUACUAAUGGCUCUGAGGUCGAACCUUACGUAUCCAGACAUGAAUACAGUAAAAGAAGAGCUGUAUCUAAAGAAGUCCUCCAAGAAGUGGGUGAAGACAAUGAAAUGCAUCAGGACACAUUUGGAAAGCCAACAAUCGAUAAAGCCAGAAGAUGCCUACCAGAACCCACCAAAUCAACGCAAGAGGGAAAAUACAUGAUGUUUGAGAAAAAACAACAUGAAGACAGGCUGAACAACCAUGGUAUUGCAAAACCCCAAAGAUCCAAAUUUUCCUUUCAUCUGGAGAAUGACUAUUCUGUAGAAGCAGCUGAAGAUAAGCAAGGGGAUGAGACCGAACAAACACUGCCAAAAACCUUUAAAUGCCAUGGAAACAUGGCGCUUCCAAAAGACAGACAUAAUGACUUCAAUGGUGGCAUUAUUAGGUUUGAAGCAGUGAAUGUCAAACAACAUGAACCUGUAAAUAUUGUCAAAGAGGUUUCCCACAGUUUUCUCUUGGACAAUCUGACAAAUGAUUUUUUUCAAAACAAUGCUGAUAUGAUUUUUUCAACUUUAAACAAAGACCUACUCCAAACUAGUCCCACAACCCUCAAGAGACAGUUUGUCACUCAAAGAAAGGGUGUGGAAGCUCUCAGCAGACUGUCUUGCUGGUUUCACAAAAAAAGGCCCAAAAAGGUAAAAUUAAAGACAAUUUCUUUUUGGGCAAAUGUCAUCUUUGUUCCGCGAUUGCUCUCCUCUCUGUCUAUGAAACAGAAAUGGAGAAAAAAUAAUUCCAAACGAUUAAUCAGAGCAAAAGCCCCGUGUUUUUCAGAGCACAGAAAAUCUGAAGAAAUCCAGGAUGAACCUGAUAAGAAUGAGGUGGAGGCCAAAUAUGUUAUUGUCCACUCGAGGAUGAACAUUACUGAAAAAGCUGAGUUGUUCUUGAUGCAAGAUGAACACCUUGGAACGCAAACAAACACCCAAGAAACUGCACUGACAGUCUCUAAACAAAGAACAGAAAUAAAGCCACCAAAGCCAAGUACAUGUACUUUGCUCCUAAGCAAAGCAGGUCUUGGCCCUCUUAGUGCUACCACAAAGCCCUUGAAAGGGCCACUUCAAUCAGGUGGAGUGGUUGAGAAGGGGAGCAAUGGAUUCAGUGUUGGUCCAGCAUCACUAGAAGGAACCUCCCACACUGAAGAACCAGAUUAUACAGCUACUUUGAGGGAUCAACAUGGAAUUAGUGUGCUACCGGCAGUAAAAGGGAAGUUGGACACUUCUCAUACCAAUCAGACCACGAUGUCCCUGUCAGGGGCAACCUUAGGUACUGUAAAGAAGCCCACCAAGGAGCCAGAAGCACAGGGAAAGGUUGAAGCUGGUGCGCACAAGUCCUCUACUAUGCCCCUUUUAAAUGGAAAUGUUUGUCCGUUGUAUGAAGAAGAGGCAAACAGGGAGGCGGCACAGUUGAUGAGAGAAGCUCUUCACUGGGCUGGGAACUUCCAAAUGAAUGGAGAUCCAAAGGACCGGUUGAACGUUGAAGACCUUCUGCCUCACCAGACAGUGGAGAAGUCAACAAAAUGUGUAGUUUAUGAAGAUCGACACAAGGUCGGAAUUCUUGCCGGACACAUGGACAAGCAUAUCUGGGAAUUAGAUGAUCACAUCCAGGACAUGCUGGAGAGUCGACUUGUCAGCACACAGCUGAUGAUGCAGGGAAGCGAAGAUGCUGAUAAGUUGGAUCAAGUAGAGGAUCUGUCCCAGUUACAGGAGGUGUGUGACAGCUCAGUGCUUCUCAACCUAAAGAAGAGGUUUCAUCGGGACUGUAUUUAUACCUACAUUGGAAACAUGCUACUGUCCAUCAACCCCUACAAACCCUUGCAUAUCUACUCAGAAGAACAGAGACAGCAAUACCAGGGUAGAGAGCAACAACAAAACCCUCCGCAUGUGUACGCUAUCGCUGACAAUGCCUUCAGACAAUCCCAGUUAUCCACCCAGGAGCAGUGCAUUAUCAUAAGUGGUCAGAGCGGUGCAGGGAAGACUGAGGCUACCAAGUUGGUCGUCCAUUACAUUGCUACCAUGUAUCAGAGCAGAAGCGUCGACCUGCAUCAGCCUAUGGACGUCUUUGCCAUUCUGGAGAGUUUCGGGAAUGCGAAGACCAGCCUGAACAACAACUCCAGCCGCUUUGGAAAAUACAUCCAUAUUCACAUUCUCCGGGGUGUUGUUGUUGGGACCUCCUUGUCCAAAUAUCUCCUUGAGAAAUCCAGGGUUGUUUUCCAGGCCAAUGGGGAGAGGAACUACCAUGUGUUCUAUGAGCUUUUGGCAGGUAUGAAUGACUGGAACAAACGGGACUUCUACCUUCAGGGAGCCGAGACGUAUUACUACCUGAACCAAGGUGGCGCCUGUGAGCUGAAAGGAAAGUUGGACAGAAAAGAUUUCCAGUUGUUAGUUCAGUGCUUUGACAAAAUUGGUCUUAGUACUGACCAGAUCUUCACCAUUUGGGCCAUUCUUUCCUCUAUUUUGCAGCUGGGCAACAUCUGCUUCAGUUCACAUGAGAGUGAGUCGUUUGAGGUGGCUCUCAUCUAUAGUGAGUCUGAGGCUCGAAGGAUCAGCUCUUUGCUUAAGAUAUCUUAUGAGGCACUACAGAACACCAUAACACACAAAAUCACAAAGACAACCUAUGACAGGAUCUACUGUCCCCUGUCUGUGGAGAGUGCCAUCGAAUCGAGAGAUUCCAUUGCCAAAGCCUUGUACUCAGUGUUAUUUGACUGGUUGUUAAACCAGAUCAAUAACUGGCUGAAUCCCACAGAAAUGGACAACACCGUGGGUGUAGUAGACAUCUACGGAUUUGAAGACCUUGGAAUCAACAGUUUUGAACAGUUGUGUAUCAACUUUGCCAAUGAACAGCUGCAGCAUUUUUUCAGCCACACUGUGAUCACUCAAGAGCAGGAGGAGUACACUACAGAACAGAUUCAGUGGUGCCCAGUGUUAUUAAAGGACUUUAACCCCUGCCUGGAGUUAAUCUCCUCAAGACCAUACGGCAUCUUCCGCAUACUUGAUGACCAGACCUGCCUCCCCCAAGCAACUGAUCACACCUUUCUCCAAAAGUGCCACUACCACCAUGGAAACAGUCCUUACUAUGCCAAGCCCAAAAAGCCUGAGCCAACAUUUACCAUAUUUCACUAUGCUGCAACUGUCACAUAUCAGGUCCAUAAUUUUCUGAAUAAAAACCACGACCAAUUCAAGACUGAAGUGGUGGAACUUUUCGCCAGUAGUCGGUUAAAGCUGGUGUCAGAGCUGUUUGGAAAGGUGAAGACCAGGUACGAUCAACAAAGAGAGUUGGAAUGCGGAAGAAAGGGUCUUCGCCAGCAACCCUCGACUGCUGCAUCAAAUUUUCUACACUCCCUGACUGAGCUUACCAAGCGCUUGGAAAGUUGCAGAACAAUGUUCAUCCAUUGUCUCAAGCCAAACUGUAUUAAGCUUCCGGCAAUGUUUGAUGUGGACUACGUGUCAGCCCAACUUAAGCAUACUGGCAUGUUGGAGGCCAUCCACAGUCGGAAAGAGGGUUAUCCUAUACGCCUCUUAUACUCCUACUUUGUUGAGAGGUAUGGGGUGUUCGCCACCCUGCGCUCCAGUAAUGUGACAGACCGAGAGCAUGUACUGAGUCUUUUGGAAUUGAUUGGUGCAGAUGACAGUCAAUAUCAGCUGGGACUCACAAAGGUCUUUCUAAAGGAGCUCCUGUACCGGCAGCUGGAGGAGAAGUGGAGUACCACUCAGACGUGGGCGGCAGUCACCAUCCAGCGAAACAUUAGAGGUUUUCUGUGCAGGAAAAACUUUAAAUUCUUCAAGCAGAAAGCGAUCAUCAUCCAGAGCCACAUCCGAGGACACCAGGCAAGGAAGUACUACAAACGCCUGAAGCAGUCCUUUGCACAGUUCUGGGCUGUGAUGAUGAUAACUAGGAAUACCAUAAAGAGACGCCAUUGGAGGAAGCAAAUUCGGGACAAAAAGAAAGCGACCACUUUAAAAAAAGCAUCAGCGCUCCCGACAAUGGAUGUGGGCAGGUUGGAGAUUCCUGCUGAGCUGUCAGCAAGGUUCCACGGUGCAGCAGGGCAUAAACAUGCUUCUGAAGUGACAGCGGUGGCACCCCCACAAGUGAAGGCAAACCACAAGCUCAGUCUGCCUCGAGACAUAGACAAACACCCAUUCUCUCACUAUGUCAAGUCCAUAUUGAAGGAUACAUGGCACCAACCUAAAGGAACCCCCCUUCAAAGAGCCCUCACCCCUCUCGAACCGGAUGAUGCCUGGAUUGCACUGGAAAUGUAUAAACUGAUCAUGCGGUUCACGGGUGAGUCAGACCUUAGUAGCUGGCAAGAGCAGAUGUUAGGAAACUACAUCAUUGAAAAAUGCCUAAGCUGUCCUGCCUUGAGGGAUGAGAUCCUGGCACAACUGGCUUACCACACAUGGGACUCACAUGAAGAGCAGGGAAGCCUGCAGGCGUGGUUGCUGCUUGCCUGCUGCCUCAGUACCUUCACUCCGUCACCAAUACUGGAAAAACCCCUGCUCAAGUAUAUAUCUGACCACGCACCCAUUGAAUACCGUUCACUAUGCCAACACAAAAUUCUCACAUCAAUGCAACUUGCAGCCCCCAUUUCCCGGGAUUAUCCUCCCACCCAGCUGGAGUGGACCGCCAACAAAAGGAAAGCUGCAAUGAUUGUGGAUGUAUACACAUAUAAUGAUGAGAAAUGGACGACUGAAGUGGAGUCCUGGACCACGGGAGAAGAGAUAGCCGCUUGGAUUCUUCAAUGCAGAGGUAUGACCGAGGCAACAGAAGGCUGGUCUGUGUCACUUCUGACGGAUGACGGGUGGUCUGAUGUGGCUGGCUCAGACUUGGUCAUGGAUCUGCUGGCUGGCACCGAGGCAGAAGUACUGCCCCCACCAGGCACCCCCUCCUCAGCCAAUUCUGAUUACUUGUUCAGUGAUCAAAGAGACAGGACACCAGUUACAGAUCUUGAUGACUUCAUUCCACCAGCACCUACCAUGGAAGCUCCAGCCCUGCCUCAUUUUCAGGACACCCAUUGGGGAAGAGAGUAUCCACAGGAAGGCCGUCGUCGACAGAUGGAUGCCUACGUAGAUGACUUGUUCAACCUGGAUCAAGGACAAUCGGACACAGAAAGAGUAGCCAAGUUACACCGGCGGAUGCGAGGUGGAGGAGGCAUAGGACCCAUGCAGCCUGGUUUAUAUAGUCCGGGUAUGCCAACUUUAAUGCCAAGCUAUCCCAUGGGAAUGCCAGUAAGCCCUCACAUCCCAAGCUAUGGUCCAACUCCCAUGAUGCCAGCCAUGCACACCAUGCCAGGGAUGAUGAUGCCUCAAGCUGCAGUUCCUUCAAUGAAUGAUCCCAUGCAGCUGGCAGCAACACAGCAAGGUCUUAUCAACCAACAGGCUCUUCUAAUGGCUCAGCAGAUGACCAUGCAGGCGAUUACUCUGUCCCAGCAGCAGAACCAGGAACAGCUGAGGUUGAGGGAACAGGAGAGAAAGCAGGAGCAGCAGCAGCGGUUGAGGGAGCAAGCACCCACACCUUUGCCGCAAUCUUCACCUUUGCCAAAGCCUCAAGAAGUAGAUUCAAAGAAUGCAGGCAACCGGCCCUCUUUCAGAGAAAGCCGUCAGUACUUCCAGAAUAUUGGUGGCUCUAUAACCCGAGCACCUCAAGGCCCCUCAUCCACCCUAGUCCAGCAGCAAGAGAGCAUCCAAUCACCGCGUCCACUCCCUCCUCCCACUGCACCUAAACCCAAAAUGAAGGACCCUCCCUCCACUGCUGUCAGCAAAACAGAAUCCCCGACCACAAAGCCGGGGCCUGAACCCACUUCCAACAUUCGGGAAAUCAUCAAACAGUUCAACAGCCGACCUCAACCAGAACCCAAAAACUUUGAGCCCGUCAGAGUUCCAUUAAGGCACUUUGUUAAGAAGGUGGAUCCCAAAGAGGAAGCGCUUUCCAAACUCAGACAGAAAGCACCAGUGCCUCAACAAAAGAAACAGUGGGUGACCUCCCCAGCAGCCAAACAGCAGUCUCCAAUAAGCAGUCCAUCCCCACAGUCCUCUCCUCCGUCCACUGGAAGCCGUCGUGUCAUUUCCAGCAACAUGAGGCAGAAACAACGCUCACUAGAAGAUCUAUUUGGCUCUCAGCGCGCUCGACACAUUGUAUCUUCUCCGCCGGACUCUCCGCCACAUCCCUCACACUCACCGACCUUCCCACACGACAUCCCUGAACCACCAACCAUGGCUGCCCCAUCUCUCAGUAAGAUGCUGGAUGACAAGAUGUCCCACUCUGAACUUUACCGUUAUUCUCCUGGUGUUUAUUUGUCUUUCUGCAAUAUGCCGGGAAAACUCUUCUUGCGGAAAGAGGUGUUUUACCCAGAAGACACAUUCAACCAACCAUAUAUCCUCAAUCUUUUAUGUGAACAGAUCACCAGGGACACUUAUUCUGACAGCUGUGUGAAGAUAAGCAGUGAGGAAAGAAGGAAGAUGAAGGAUUUGCUCGCUAAUUUUAAUAUGGGAACUAUGAGCACCAUCCAGGACGACAGCUUAAAGAAAAGGAUUGUCAUUGCUGCUCGGGACAACUGGGAAAACUACUUUUCACGAUUAUUUCCUAUACAGUCAGACAAUGAUGACACUCAGAUUUUGGGUGUGUGCCAUCGUGGCAUUCAGUUAAUGAAAAUGGUGGCAGCCUCAGGCAUCGACCCAAAACACCUUCGCCCACUGAGAAGCUACAGUUUUGCAGAGCUGCUGUCGGUUGAACUAUGUGGCACCAACCAGGUGCAACUGGAGUUGAAGAAUGAAAACCUGCAGCUACACUCAACCAGGGCCCCGCAAAUCACUGCCACAGUCCAACUCUUCCUCAAAAAGCUCAUUAAGAACUCUGACCACGUGGUUGCCCUGAAGAGCUUUGUCACAGAUGACAAGAGUCUACUCAGCUUUAGCAAAGGAGAUAUAAUCAAGCUCCUACCAAUGGAGGCACUCCAGCCAGGUUGGUAUUUUGGUACUUUGGGAAGACGCUCUGGUCUUUUUCCAGCUGAUCUAACGCAGCCAUCAGCUGCAUUGGACUACCAUCAUCUCAAAUUUGAUCGGAGAGAUGGUAGGCGGAAAAGUAUGAGAGUUGCAAGACCUGACACUAUGCAAAAAGAAGCUAGUCUAGUUCCCAUCAGCAAGGAUGCAGACCACAGUUACUUGGCACGGCCCACGAGGGAAGCUACUCUAGUUCCCAUCAGCAAGGAAGCAGACUACAGUUACUUGGCACGGCCCACGAGAGAAGAUUCAUUCCAGAGAUCAGUACGGACUUCCAUCCAAGAGACACCUCAAGACCUACAAAUGUCAGCAAUGGCUGAGUUUGCCAGGAAAUACUUUAGAAUGGAAAAUGAAGGCUUGAAACUAAGUGGCAAACAUUUUUUGGAAGCUGUUCAAUUCACAAAGGUGCCGAUUUCGGAGUCUCUCAUUCUUUACAACGACCCUGAUUUCAACCAGUUAUCUGUUCAGUGCUUUACGGCUAUCAAGCAGUUUAUGGGCGAUACGGCAAUGAAGAAGCAAACCUCGCAAGCAGACUGUCUGCGUCAUAUCUUAAUGCUUGGGAAGGAAAAAGAGAAGCUCAGGGAUGAAGUCUACUGCCAGGUCAUCAAGCAAACAACUAACAACCCAAAUAGAGACAGCUGCACUUUGGGCUGGCGUCUACUUACCCUCAUUGCUGGCUUCUUCCCCUGUUCUGGAACUCUCCAGCCCUACGUUUCAUGCCACUUACAAGACAUCAACAAAGACCAUGAACACCCUUUCCAAGAGCUGGUGUCUGUUUGCCAGGACAAUCUUCAACGUUCUCUCACUUUUGGUGGCCGCCGUAAUAUCCCCUCACGUAUUGAGCUGGAGGCCAUCCUGGCAAGUAAAACUUCACAAAGGACUUCUAUCCAUCUGCCAGGUGGGGCGGAAUUCCCCAUCAAGAUACGUAACUUCAGUAUGGCAGCUGAUGCGGCAACUCAGUUCUGUGAAGAAAUGAAUAUCUCAACCCUCUCAGAAAUGAAAGAAUUCACCAUCUUUGCCACCCGACAACAAGAUGGAAUGGUACGGCCUCUUCAUUCAAAUGAAUACCUGAUGGACUUUUUACUGGAUGAUGGAUGCAUCGCCUUUUCUCUAAGAAGAGUGAUGUGGAGAACCCCUCUGUGUUUCAACAAUGAUUUUUAUGUGGAUUUUCACUAUCAACAGCUUUUGAAUGACUACCUGAACGGUCAGCUCCAGCUUACUCAUGCAGGGACAAAUCGUAUUCAUGAAUCUUCAGUCCAGCAAAUGGCGGAACUGUCAGCUUUGCAAUAUCUGUCCUUGGGACUGAAGGACCAACCCUCAUUGCAGGAGAUAAAGAAAUAUCUUCCUUCUGCGGAGGGACAGAACGCUAAAAUGGAUGAGAUCCACUCUUCCUGUGUGAGCAAGAUAAAAGCAAUGCAGUCCCUCAGCCCUCUGGAUGCCAAAAUACAAUUUAUUGUGUUUCUGAGAGAGCAGCCUCAGUUUGGCUCCAACACAUACUUGGCGCAGAAAGUCAGCCAACGUGACUGUCCUUCACCCUGCAUGGUCAGCGUCAGCCACAAUGGAGUGCUUUUUAUCCAUCCCAAAACACAGGAGCAAGUCUUUCAAAUUCCUCUGAUUGACGUUCAGUCCAUGCGGACUAUACGACCUAAAAAAGCAGGAAAGCUGCCGUCAAUGGACAUCAACUAUGGCCAACCCAAUCAGCCCAAGAAAGUGACAAUUUGCCUCAAACAGGCGAAAGAGCUGUGUCACAUCCUUGCUAUGGUAAUGGAAGAGCUGAUCCGUCCCUCAGUCAAGAGCAGCAUUUCUAAUCACCAGUAGACCCUGUCUAUUUUCAUUAGACCACGUUUAUUCUUUUAACUUGACUAAAAUACAUGACGUACAAUAUAUGCAUACUUGUUGAUAAUGAUCAUGUCAUCUUGAUAAUAACCAUGUAAUUAUGCUUACAAAUGCAUAGAAAUGCAUCUUUUAUGGCAGUUUUCCAACAAUAAAACUUUCAAUACCGUGUAAUAUAAAGAAACUCAAACAUAUAUCGAAAUUGGUGCACUUCUUGUUUUUAACAAUCAUAUUUAUUUUGUAUGCCAAUUAUACCCUGUAUUGUUUAAAUACAUCAUGAAAUGGGACUUAUUAUGAUUCUAUUCUACAUUUAACACAUAUACUUCUAAAUAAUACAUAUUGGUUAUGCUUUGGUGUAAAUAAAGUCACAUAUA